This is a messenger RNA of Lacerta agilis (Sand lizard), 2803 nucleotides long. It is a transcript of the gene CHD1L, whose product is annotated as chromodomain helicase DNA binding protein 1 like. The record is from RefSeq and is a predicted model, not a curated record. Gene Ontology annotation, biological process: DNA repair; chromatin remodeling. Bases 130 to 2796 code for a protein of 888 amino acids. The transcript has 23 exons. Lineage: Eukaryota; Metazoa; Chordata; Lepidosauria; Squamata; Lacertidae. Gene Ontology annotation, cellular component: nucleus. Gene Ontology annotation, molecular function: ATP-dependent chromatin remodeler activity; ATP binding; DNA helicase activity.
UUUCCUUCCGGGAGCCUCUUUGCAAACAAGCUGGGUCCCGGGGCUCGUGCAGGGAAGGAGAGGCAGAGACUUAGCGCGCUGCUUGAGGUUUUGUUGCAAGUGUGCAACCACCACCAGCAGCGAUCCGUGAUGUCUCGCUUCUUCCAAAGUGUCUCUGCUAAGCGCACAGAGAGCCAAGGUGGACCAGGCGUGGAAGAGCAGCACUUGAGGCAAUGGGGGCUGGUAGGCAUUCAUCUACGCCCCUAUCAGAUGGAAGGAGUAAACUGGCUGACACACUGCUAUGAAACCUGGCGCGGCUGCAUCCUGGGUGAUGAAAUGGGCCUUGGGAAGACUUGCCAGGCUAUUUCUCUGCUUGUUGUCUUAAGUGGGAAGCUUAAUAAAAGGCCGUUUUUGAUCCUUUGCCCUCUGUCUGUGUUGAACAACUGGAAGCAGGAACUAGAAAGAUUUUCUCCAAGCCUUUCCCUCGUGACGUAUUCAGGAAACAAGGAAGAAAGAACUGAGCUACAGCAGGACUUCAAAUCAAAUCAUGAUUUCCACAUUCUGCUGACUACUUACGAGGUGUGCCUUAGAGACGCAGCAUUUCUGAAACGUUUCAGCUGGGCUUGCCUUGUUGUGGACGAAGCUCACAGACUGAAGAAUCAGGAUUCACUACUUCACAAAGUACUCUCUGAGUUUACAACGGGUUUUAACCUCCUGCUGACGGGCACUCCCAUUCAGAACAGCCUCCAAGAGUUAUAUGCCCUGCUUGCUUUCAUUGAACCGGCUACGUUCCCCAAGGAGCUGAUGGAAGAAUUUGUUCGCUAUUAUCAUGGAAUUGAAAAGGAAAGUAAAGUAGCCAAAGAACUGCACAGUCUCUUGCAGCCCUUCUUGCUCAGAAGAGUGAAGGCUGAUGUGGCAGCCGAACUCCCCAAGAAAGAGGAGGUGGUUCUCUACCACGGGGUGUCAGCCUUGCAGAGAAAGUUUUACAAGGCUGUUUUGAUGAAAGACAUAGAUGCAUUUGAAAAUGAAUCUGGGAAGAAAGCGAAGCUCCAGAAUGUGUUAGUUCAGCUCCGGAAAUGUGUAGCUCAUCCAUAUCUGUUCAAUGGUGUUGAACCAGAACCCUUUAUCAUCGGGGAUCAUCUCAUUGAAGCCAGUGGGAAGCUGAGCUUGUUGGAUAAACUUCUGUCUUUCUUAUAUGUAGGUGGUCAUCGUGUUUUGCUGUUUUCCCAAAUGACGCAGAUGCUGGAUAUCCUGCAAGACUAUAUGGAUUACAGAGGUUACAGCUACGAGCGCCUGGAUGGAUCUGUCCGAGGUGAAGAGAGGCACCUUGCCAUUAAGAAUUUUGGCCAGCAGCCCAUUUUUGUCUUCCUCCUCAGCACGAGGGCAGGUGGAGUUGGCAUGAAUCUUACGGCAGCAGACACAGUUGUUUUUGUUGACAGUGACUUUAACCCUCAAAAUGACCUACAAGCAGCAGCAAGAGCCCACAGAAUCGGCCAGAACAAGCCUGUAAAAAUUAUUCGUUUGAUUGGGAGAGACACUGUAGAAGAAAUAAUCUACCGGCGAGCGGCGUCAAAGCUCCAGCUAACCAGCACCAUUAUCGAAGGGGGCCAGUUUGCGCUCGGAGCACAGAAAUCGCAGGCGGAAGCAGAUAUUCAGCUGAGCGAAGUCCUGAAAUUUGGCUUGGACAAACUGUUGUCGUUGGAUGGAAGCACCAUCUGUGAUGUGGACCUGGGAAGCAUCCUUGGGGAGACAAGAGAAGGAUUAUGGCUGAUGGAAACUCUGCUGUCUCCCGCAGAAGGAAAUGUAGAAAAUGAAGAGCAAAAUGCAGAAAGCCACAUGUACCUAUAUGAAGGCAAAGACUACUCAAAGGAACCUAGCCACGAAGACCAGAAGGCCUUCGAUCUUCUGCUGAGUCUUCAGAAAUGUCUUCUUGAAGAUGGAGGUCAGGAAGGAAGAGCUCUCCGAAAUAAAGCAAAUGUUCUUGUCAUGGGCAUUCAGCCGGGACCCAGCAAGAAGCGGCGUAAAUUGAGCCCAGAAGAACUGGCGGCUCGGCAGAGGAAACUGCAGGAGGCAGCAGCCGAGAGGGCCAGGCUCAGGGAAGAGAAGAAGCGGAAGAAGGCAGAAGCUGAGCACCAGAAGAAGAUGGCCUGGUGGGAAGCAAAUCACUACAGGUCUUACUGCCUGGAGUCAGAAGAGAGCAGCGAAGAGGAGAUGGAAAGAGAUUUAGAAAGUAGGAUGGAUGCGGAUUUGGAUUACGCAGACCCUGACUUGAGCUCCAUCAAGUAUGUUAUAGGUGAUGUUACCCACCCCUCUGCAGUAGAAGAGGAUGCCAUCAUUGUGCAUUGUGUAGAUGACUCGGGCCGUUGGGGAAGAGGAGGCUUGUUCACAGCUCUGGGGAAUCGCUCUGACCAGCCAAGGAAAAUAUAUGAACUGGCAGGAAAGAUGAAAGACUUGACCUUGGGAGGAACUCUGUUAUUCCCCAUCGAUGAUAAGGAAUCCAGAAACAAAGGACAAGACUUGCUGGCCCUUAUUGUUGCACAGCACCGAGACCGUUCGAACAACUUGUCUGGAAUUAAGCUCCCUGCUUUGGAAAGGGGGUUAAAGAAAAUUUAUCUGGCGGCCAAAGAUAGAGAUGCAAGCGUCCACCUGCCCCGCAUUGGAUACUCAACCAAAGGUUUUAAUUGGUAUGGGACAGAGCGUCUCAUCCGGAAGUACUUGGCAACAAAGGGCAUCCCCACAUUUGUAUACUACUUCCCUAGAAACAAGGCAUCAUCUUCACAAGCAUCCACAACAUCAGCAUCAUCGCUGCAACCGUAAAGGUGUU